Pedinophyceae sp. YPF-701 is the source of this 1611-nucleotide messenger RNA. Lineage: Eukaryota; Viridiplantae; Chlorophyta; Pedinophyceae. The record is from the annotation of a GenBank genome assembly.
AUGCCAACGGACUCGAUGCCUGAGAAUCGCGAGGUGCACGCGGACCCCCCUGCCCCGCCGAGGCCCGAGAAGGACGAGGCGCCGCUGGAAGAGAUCGUGCAGGACGGAAUCACAUAUACGAAGGGGAGCUACGUGCUCGUCAAGAACACCGACUCAGACGGGGAACGCGGCGUAGCCCGGCUCGAACAUCUGCUCCUCAAGGGCGGGGAGGCCAGUGCGGAACUCCGCCUGCUUCGCCGCCCGACUGACCUCCCGGACGUGCGUGUGGCGCCGGGGGAGGAGGGGCCUGCGCCGAAUGAGCUCUUCCUCACCGACGACCUCAGCCGCGUGCCGCUGUCGAAGCUUGACGGGCUCGCCACCGUCGCAUCGUCCAAGGAGCACAAGGACGCCCCGUACGUGUGUUUCCGGCACUUCAAUCCCUCGACGCGCACGCUCUCCGUGGAGCAGCACCCGCACAGCGGCCCGCCGGUCACGAUCAGCAACGUGAUGGAGCCGCAGUCCGCCAGCGCCUCGGGCGCACCGCCGCGCAGCACGCCCAGCUCCGCGACAGACGCCGCGCCUCCGACGAGCGCCUCCCAGCCGCCGCCGAGCAGCUCCCAGCCGCCCGCCUCGGGCCCGCAGGAGCCGACGUCCCCGUCGGCGCCCGCGAAGGCGCCGGCCCGCAAGCGCGACGCCCCCGCGGCGGGAAAGAAGGCCCGGAACGCCAAGCGCACGCGCACGGUGUCCACCGCGAACGUCGCCUCGCCGUCCGCGGGCUUCGGGCUCGCCCACAGCGCGGCCCCGUCGUCCGACCGCAUGCUCGUCCUCCCCAAGGACCUGCGGUCGCGCUGGUCCCGGGAGCGCUACGAGGCGGCACAGCGGUCGCUGAUGGACGUGCUCGUGCGCAUGGGCGCGAUCUCGCCCGCGCAGGCGCUCGUGCGGCCGAAGCUGCGCGAGGAGGCCAGGAAGGCGGUGGGCGACACGGGGCUGCUCGACCACCUGCUGCGCCACAUGCCGGAGGCGUGCGUGAUCUCCGGGCUGCUCGUCCGGCGCAUGCACGACCAGCUCGGGCACAUGGUGUACUGGGUGGAGAGCGCGGACCCGUCGAAGCGGACCGCGGAGGUGCUCCCGCCCACACCGGCGGCCCCGCAGCCACGCGCGGGGGGCGAGAGCGUGGGCGGCACCACGGGCGGCCUGCCCAGCCAAUACGCAGGCAGCGAGCACAGCCUGCAGGCGGUGCUGUCGGCGCUGCAGCAGGCAGCGCACAUGCCGUCGUCGCUCCCGGCGUCCCUGCCCUUCAUGUCGUCGCCGCCGCAGCAGCUGCAGCUGCCGACGUCGCCGCCGGCGCGCCCCGCCGCUCCUGGCUUGGUCGCAGAGGAGCGCAUCGCCUCGCUCGAGCAGCGCCUGCAGGCGCUCGAGCGCGGGUCCAUCGCCGCGGUCGCUGCGCUGGAGCAGCACCUCGCCGCGGUCACCGCUCGCCUGGAGGAGGUGUCGCAACAGCAGCUCGCCCUGUCGGCGGCGCUCGUGCACAUGCAGCAGACGCGGCUGGCGCCCGGGUCGACCGGUCACAGCAACAUCGACCUCCUGUCGGCGCUGACCGCCGCGGCGUCCCGGCCGCCCCACUCGUCAUGA